CCUUAGUACAUCUAUGUUAUAUGCAACACGUUUUACUCUUACUUGUCUAGAGUGUGGCAUAUUUUCGACCUAAAUAUUUCAAUUUCAACCUUCUAUCUAUCGAUCAAUCUUAUGGGAAAAUAUUUCAUCAUUUUUAUAAUGGAAUUCUAAUUAAUUAUGUUCAGUUUCUGAUUAAAUUCAGUUGUGUCUUAGCUCGUUAGUACAUUAUCCAUCAAAUAUUCAUUUAAAACGUAUUAAUCGUACGUAAUUAUUACAUAAUUAAUACAUCAUCCUAAGAGUGUAUUUUUGAGUACCUUUUUAAUCAUUAAAAUAAGUUCUUAUCUUCUAAUGAAUGUUAGAUAAAUCGACUAAUCCAUAAUAAAUAAAUGACAACUUACAGUAAAAGGUUUUAGUCGAAUAGCAACACUUGAUCGACAAGUGGGCUUGUAAAAGUAUCUCCAAUAGAAGGCUACAAAAUGUCACAAAAAAAAAUUGGUAUCAUUGGAAGUGGUUUGAUCGGUAGAUCAUGGGCUAUGAUUUUCGCAGCCUCCGGUUGGACCGUUUCUCUCUACGACAUCGAAGUAAAACAGAUAGAAACAGCACUCGCUGACAUUAAACAACAGCUCAAAACUUUAGAAAAGGAAAAGCUGCUCAGAGGCAACAUCAAUGCUGACCAACAAAUCGCUCUGAUUUCAGGUUCUACGAAAUUGGAAGAUACCGUCAAAAACGCUACCAUAAUUCAAGAAUGCGUUCCGGAGAAUCUAGAAUUAAAGAUAAAAGUAUGGAAGCAAGUAGACGCGAUAGCUGAAUCAACAACUAUUUUGUCUAGCUCUACGUCAACCUUUGUUCCAUCUCUUUUUAGCAAAGACCUUAAAAACAAGAAAAACAUUAUUGUCUCUCAUCCUGUCAACCCUCCUUACUAUGUGCCCGUCAUCGAGGUGGUUCCAGCUCCUUGGACAGAUCCGGAAGUUGCCAAAAAGACCAGAGCUAUUUGGGAAGAAGUCGGUCAAACACCAGUGUCCUUGACCAGAGAAAUACCAGGAUUCAUCGUCAAUAGACUUCAGUACGUUCUUCUCAACGAAGCUUGGGAUUUGGUAAAGGAAGGCGUGUUGGACGUAAAAGACAUCGACAAAGUAAUGUCAGAAGGUCUUGGUAUGAGAUACGCUUUCUUAGGAAUUCUGGAGACCACGCAUCUGAAUGAUCACGGUUUUGUUAAUUAUUGCAAAAGUUACGCCGAUACCAUCUACGCUGUGAGCCAAGAUUUCAAAGCUCCCACCAAGUUUCAAGGACCUCAGGUUUUGGAGAUUGCAAAGCAGUUGGAAAGCGAUGUACCAUUGGAUAAAUUACAGAAAAGAAGAAAUUGGAGGGAUCUUGCAUUGACCAAACUCAGCCAGCUAAAGAAACAAAUGAAUAAGCUUAAGUAAAAACAAGACAUUGUUAUGAAUUAAAAAAUAUAUAUUAAUGAUCGAGAAGU
Molecule: messenger RNA, 1453 nt
Organism: Psylliodes chrysocephalus
Lineage: Eukaryota; Metazoa; Arthropoda; Insecta; Coleoptera; Chrysomelidae
Source: the annotation of a GenBank genome assembly